AUGUGGUUUAAGGAAUAUCUUUUGGCGAUUGUAAAACAUGUAUUGACCAGGGGGAAAAAUGUUAAAGAAAGUUUUGAUCAAUAUUAUUGGACAUAUUCAUAUAAAAAAAUAGGUGAAUGUAAAAAUGGAUUAGUUUGUGGACCAAAAGAAAAAAAUUCAAAUUUAAUUGAUUACAUUUGUAAACCAGUUUCCAAUUUUGGUCAAACUUGUAGUAAAGAUUUUGAAUGUAAUAUUGGAUUAGUUUGUUUAAAUAGUAUUUGUAGUAAUUCUAGAUUCUCUGCAAUUGGAGAACCAUGUUCUAAUGCGUUCGAUUGUGAAGGUACAAAUUCAUAUUGUUCAAUAGAAGGAGUUUGUUCAGGACCUGUUAUUUGUAAAUCUGAUAUCGACUGUAAAUAUGGUUAUUACUGUCCAUCAUCAUCAUCAUCAUCAUCUAAAUACUGUACAAUACAACCAACACUUGGUCAACCAUGUUAUUUUAAUGGUUUAACUGAUUAUUGUCUGAAUUCAACUUGUCAAAAUUCAUAUUCAUCAUCAUCAUCAAGUUAUUAUUAUGGUUCAUGCCAAUAUCCAAUUUUAAAAACAUUUGGUAAACCUUGUUCAAAUAGUUAUGAAUGUGAUUAUACAAAUAAUUUAUAUGUAUAG
Messenger RNA from Dictyostelium discoideum AX4, 642 nucleotides. RefSeq lists its product as hypothetical. NCBI's taxonomy places the organism in Eukaryota, Evosea, Eumycetozoa, Dictyosteliales, Dictyosteliaceae. The transcript has 4 exons. The record is from RefSeq and is a predicted model, not a curated record. Bases 1 to 642 code for a protein of 213 amino acids.